AGUCUUUAGAAACCAGCUUCACGCUGCUGUGCUCUCACACAGAUCAGCCAACACACCGAACAUCAUCUCCUCCAGCACACUCAGACCAAGAGGAUGCAGACAGCACAUCAGAGUCUCACCAAACAGAGAAAGCAGCAGACCAUGAUCCUGAGCAGAGAAGCACAGGGAGGUCUGAACCUUGGGAAGAAGAUCAGCGUACCGAGAGAUGUGAUGAUGGAGGAGCUGAACCUGAACACCAACAGAGGAUCCAUCAUGUUCCAGGAGCGCCAGAGGAGAGUGGAGAGAUACACGCUGGAGAACUCAGCAGAGGCUCCCACCAUCACAUACAACAACAUGGAUCAGAAUCAAAUCCUGAACCAGAACCACAUGAUGGCAGAUCUGCAGGGAGGGAAAGAAAACCUGCUGUAUCCAGUGGCCGGUAAACACAGCCUCGUCACCUCCCUGAAGAACACAGUGGCCAAGAAAGGAAGCCCAAAUGUGCUGGCACCAGGCUACUCUGGACCGCUGAGAGAGAUCCCUCGAGAGAAAUUCAACGCCACGGUGAUCCCGAAGUCUUAUUGUUCACCGUGGCAGGAAGCCCUGGGAGAAAACGAAGAGCUGCCGUCUUCACUCAACACUCAGAUAGCAGAACCAGAGAAACUCCCGCCGGCGAACUACAGGUGCUUUAACAGAGCCGCGGUGCCAUUUGGAGGUCCUGUGCGCAGUCAGAGGGUGAUUCCUGUUAUUGGGUUUGAAGCUCUGGAGACUCCAAGUCUUUCUAGCAUGACCUUGGCCACCAUGUCCAAACGACGCAACUUCAACAGAGCCCCGCGGGGAUGGGGUGUGGGAUACUCGCCCGAGUCAAAUGACCUGUGAGCUCGGCGCUGAUCCACACCUGUAACAUUAGAGGAAAAGACUGUGGCAACGUAAAGACCUGUGCUUUGCACUUUCAGGCCGUCCCAUUAUGUCCCCUGCAGUUGAAAGGCCAGAGGAGAGCAGCUGUAAGUUUAGAUUUACAAUUGAAAACCAAAAUUAAACAUCAGGAUAAAGAUGAUCAGGAUGAGGAGAUGAUGUUAGCUUAGUGCUGGAUGAAAGGAGUCUCAGUUGCUCUCCUAAAUCAUAUAGUUCAACCAAAAAUGACAAUGACAAAGAGAAUGGGUGCCGUCAGAAUCCAAACAGCUGAUAAAAAAAUCUCAAUAAUCCACAAGCAAUCUAUACGACUCCAGUCCAUCAAUUAACUAACCUCUUGUGAAGUGAAAAGCUGUGUGUUUGUGAGAAACAAAUGACUCUCGUUCUGAUGGCACCCAUUCACUGCUCAGGAUCCAUUGGUGAGCAAGUGGUGUAAUGCUACAUUUCUCCAAAUAUGAUCUUGGAUGGCCCUGAGGGUGAGUAUUUUUUCAGCAAAUUUUUGGAUGAACUAUUCCUUUAACACAGCUAAACAAUCAGAAAUCAGUCUACAUCUUAUAAUUUUUCAUAAUAAACCCUGGCAUUUCAUAAUUGUAGACAUUUUAUAUGCAAAUGAAAGUUUUUCGCGGUCGUGUUUCAAAGUGUGUGCAGGGGCCCCUAAAAUGUAUUUAGACACUUUAAGCAUAUGGAAAAUGUGCGUUUGAUAUUGCACAGAUGACUAAAUAUCAAAUAUCUACUGUUUUCACUGAACUCUUUCUGUCAAAUGUUCUUCUUGUAAAAUGUGUUGUGUAUCUUUCUUAAAAUAAAUGGCUCCUGCUUUGAUAUUUUCUAUCAAAUGCAAAAGUGUCCAAAUACUUUUUGGGCCGCAGUGUUUCUUAAAACUAGAGCAGACGGUACAUUUAAUGAUGGCUAGUUUAAUGCCCACAAAAGAAAAUGGUAACAGUAGCCUCUUUCAAUAAAGAAGUACUUGUUA
Carassius gibelio (silver crucian carp) is the source of this 1858-nucleotide messenger RNA. RefSeq names its product myozenin-2-like. Gene Ontology annotation, molecular function: telethonin binding; FATZ binding; actin binding. Lineage: Eukaryota; Metazoa; Chordata; Actinopteri; Cypriniformes; Cyprinidae. The transcript is spliced from 6 exons. The coding region runs from base 94 to 855 and encodes 253 amino acids. The record is from RefSeq and is a predicted model, not a curated record. Gene Ontology annotation, cellular component: Z disc; actin cytoskeleton.